CCAUCACUUCCAGGGGCCUCUGCCCAGGCAGCAGGAACUGUUUCCUAACCACAACAUCCUUUGGGGUUUGGCCUACAAGGCUGGGGUGGAUGACCCCUAAAUAGCCCUGGCAGGUUCCCCGAUGACCUGCCUGCACCCUGGUCAGGCACAACCCCUCGCCUUCGUGGCCCAGCCCAGAGGGUAUAAACAGUGCUGGAGGCUGAAAUGGGCAGACCAGCUGAGUCCAAAGCUGCAGCCCUAACGAAGGCAGCCGCUGACAGACACACCAUGAGGACCAUCACACUCCUCACCCUGCUGGCCCUGGCCAUACUCUGCCUCACUGGCCAGGCAGAUGCGAAGCCCCGUGGUGCAAAGUCUGGCAAAGAUGCAGCUUUCGUGUCCAAGCGGGAGGGCAGUGAGGUGGUGAAGAGACCCAGACGCUACCUGGAUUACUGGCUGAGAGCCCCAGCCCCCUACCCAGAUCCCCUGGAGCCCAAGAGGGAGGUGUGUGAGCUCAACCCAGACUGUGAUGAGCUGGCUGACCACAUCGGCUUCCAGGAGGCCUAUCGGCGCUUCUACGCACCAUCUAGGGCAUCUUCCCGCUGGCCCGGCUGGCAACCACAGCUCUGGCUCCUCUCCAGGACCCCUUCCCCUCCUCUCACCCUGACCUCCCUGCCCUGUGAGUGUGGGGUCCCCAUCACUCCAGCUGCUCCAAAAUAAACUCAAGAGGAAUUGG
Galeopterus variegatus (Sunda flying lemur) is the source of this 715-nucleotide messenger RNA. It is a transcript of the gene BGLAP, whose product is annotated as bone gamma-carboxyglutamate (gla) protein. The record is from RefSeq and is a predicted model, not a curated record. Gene Ontology annotation, biological process: response to vitamin K; osteoblast differentiation; regulation of bone mineralization. NCBI's taxonomy places the organism in Eukaryota, Metazoa, Chordata, Mammalia, Dermoptera, Cynocephalidae. Gene Ontology annotation, molecular function: hydroxyapatite binding; calcium ion binding; structural constituent of bone. Gene Ontology annotation, cellular component: extracellular region.